AUGGAGUCACAACCCCAGACAGAGAGCUCUGGGAAAGCGCGGCCCACGCGGCACGACUGGCCCCCUAGGGCCCUGCGGUCGAACAAGAAGCAAAGCCCGACUGCUUUGGCACGAGCGACGAGCUACAUGCGGCAACUGUGGUCGAAUGGCAUCAUCUUCCAAGCGGUGGGAAUUCCCCUGCGACACCUGCUUGCAUUCUACGGCCUCCGGCUCUGCCUCAGUGGACAGGUGCCCUGGCGUACGGGCCUCUUGGCUUUGGCUCUCUGGCCCAUUAGCGGCUUCGGCGUCACCGCAGGCGUACACAGGCUGUGGACGCACCAGUCCUACGUGGCAUCCCCUAUGUUAGAGGCGAUGCUGAUGCUCAUGUUUUCCAUGGCGGAUCAAGGCCCCAUCCAGGGUUGGGCUCUGACGCAUGCCAUGCACCACGUUGCCAGCGACACGCGCUGUGAUCCACAUGACCGGAACGCGGGCUUCUGGUACGCGCACGUGGGCUGGCUGUUCUCUGCGACGAAGUUUCGGCUGGCCACCAGGGAAUAUCGGCGGGUUGUGGAAAAUUUCGGCCCGACCGUGAAGUUUCACGAUGCGUGUUCGCUAUGGUGGGACCCCCUCUGGUCCCAUGGGGUGCCAGCCGCAUUGGCAGCGCUCUGGGGGGAUGUUCGGGGCGGCCUCUUCGUGGCAGGCGCCCUCCGCUGGAUGAUCGUUCAGCACAUCACCUUCGCAGUGAACUCUCUGGCGCAUGGAGAGCAGGACGGGAACGCCUACGCGUUCGAUCCUAAGGCUUUCGGCAUCGGGCCCAAGGUGAGCGUGCUCGUUUCUCUGCUGGCGCUGGGCGAGGGCUGGCACGACUACCAUCACCUCUUUCCGUGGGACUACGCAGCAGCGGAGCUGGAUGCCUGGGACCAGUACAACCCAACGAAGGUUUUCAUCGAUGGAUGCUGCUUGCUUGGCUUAGCCAAGGACCGGCGGCGGUGUUCUCGACGACUGCAGGACCUGAGACGAUCGCAGCUCCUUGCCGGCUCCGUGGAAGGCGAAGAGUUGGAGUUCGAGGUGGUUGGCCUUCCUUUCCUGCGCUACAAGCGGCCUCUGAGCCUGAUGCCGCGUGAGACGAAGUAA
Messenger RNA from Symbiodinium natans, 1113 nucleotides. Lineage: Eukaryota; Dinophyceae; Suessiales; Symbiodiniaceae. The record is from the annotation of a GenBank genome assembly.